AUGUCUCUUCCGUUCGCUGCUCUACGCAGCUGUGCUGGGGAGGGCGGACCCGAUGGCCGCAGCAGCUUAUGUGCUGCUGCUGCUGCAGCAGCAGGAUCAUCAGCAGCAGCAGCAGGAGCAGCAGCAGCAGCAGCAGGAGGAGCAGCAGCAGGGAUUGCAGGAGUAGUAGGAGGAAGCUCUUCUUCUUCCGCUACCUCAGCAGCAGCAGCAGCAGCAGCGACAGCGACAUCAUCAUCAUCAGCAGCAACAUCAGCAGGAACAGCAGCCCAAACAGCAACAGCAACAAAUACAGCAUCAACAACAACAGCAGCAGCAGCAGCAGCAGCAGCAGGAGGUAGCAGCUGCUGCACGAAGGCUUAUGAUAAAGAGUUAUUUACAUCGUUCUUAGCAGCAACAUCCCGCCUGUUUUGCGAUGAUGAAGAAAUUGUAUUGCUAGACUUUCUUGCUGCUGAAGAGAAGGCAUUUACAGAGAAAGAGUUAAUAGACAGAUUAGCUUGGCCAGAAAAACGGGUGAGAGAAGUCUGCGCUGCAUUAGAGAGGCUAAUGCUUAUUCAGAAAGAACCGAUGCAUAGCAGCAGCAGCAGCAGCAGCAGCAGCAGCAGCAGCAACAAUUUCAAUAAUCCUAGUCAUCACCUACAUAAUGGUGCGACCUCCAGCAGCAGCAGCAGCAGCAGCAGCAGCAGCAGCGCAGUAGGAGAGGCCGCCUCCAGCGUGGAAGGUGGCGGGGAGAGCAGCAGCCGCGGGAAUGUUAUAAUAGGUUUAGGAAGUGUAGGCAGUGUUGCUGCUGCUGCUGCUGCUGCUGCUGCUGGUGGCGGUGCUGGCAGCGGGUUUGUAUAUCGUGUGUCUCCUUACUGCUUAGCUGUUGUACAGUUUCGUUUAGAGCAGAUGGAGAUAAAGCUGCAGCAGCAGAAGGCAGCAGCAGAAGCAAGAGACGCAUUUAUUUGUCUCUGCUGCGGUAAGCAGUUUGAUUGUCUUGCUGCUCAGCGGCUGCAGCUGGACCCUCACGACGCCACAUUCCUAUGUCAUUGUGGGGCCAAACUCGAACACGAGGUACCUCCUGCUGCUGCUGCUGCUGCUGCUGAUGAUGAUGAUGAUGAUGAUGAUGAUGCUGCUGCUGCUGAUCGCGCUGCUGCUGCUGAUCGCGCUGCUGAUGCUGAUGAUCGCGCUGCUGCUGCUGCUGCUGCUGAUCGCGCUGCUGCUGCUGCUGCUGCUGCUGCUGCUGAUCGCGCUGCUGAUGCUGAUGAUCGCGCUGCUGCUGCUGCUGAUCUUGAUGCUGCUGCUGAUCGCGCUGCUGCUGAUCGCGCUGCUGCUGCUGCUGAUCGCGCUGCUGCUGCUGCUGAUCGCGCUGCUGCUGCUGCUGAUCGCGCUGCUGAUGCUGAUGAUCGCGAUGCUGCUGCUGAUCUUGUUGCUGCUGCUGCUGCUGAGGUUACUGUUGCUGCUGCUUUUUUUGCUGCUGAUCCUUGUGAAGCUGCUGUUGCAGUAACAGCAGUUUAUGCUGUGUGUGGUUCUGGGGAAGGUGCUGCAGCAGCUGCUGCUCCUUUCGGGGCUCAAGCAGGGAUGCAGCAAGACGAGGCGCAGCAGGGGUCUCUAAGGAGGCCCUCGGCUGCUUCUGCUGCUUCUGCUGCUUCUGCUGCUGCAGCCACAUCUGCUGCUGCUGCUGCUUCUGGAGGGAGAAGAGAGCAGAUUAAGUUUAGUAUGAAGGCGAGCAACAAACCUUCGGUGCGGGGCACCCCAGCCAAUAGGCCUGGUACAGCAGCAGCAGCAGCAGCUGCUGCUGCUGCUGCUGCAACUGCAGCAGCCACUGCAACGCCCACAGGCCACAAGACAGCAGCAGCAGCAGCAGCAUUAACAGCACCAACAGCAGCAGCAAACACGAAGAACGAAACAGCAGCAGACUUGCAAGCGGCCCGCAGUGUAGCUGCAGCAGAGGGACCUUUCGGCGCAGCAGCAGCAACAGCAGCAACAGCAGCAACAGCAGCAACAGCAGCAGCGACAGCACCGGCAGCAGUGACAGCACCGGCAGCAGCAGCAGCAGCAGCAGCACCGGCAGCAGUGACAGCACCAGCAGCAGCACCAGCACCAGCAGCAGCAGCACCAGCAGCAGCAGCAGCAGCAGCAGCAGCAGAAGAGGCUCCCCGGGUGUAUAUUUCACGUUUAGGGAGAUACUUCUCAAUUGAAGAGGCUGUAGAAUAUCAGCUGGAGAUGUCUAUAGAAGAGCAUGAGCUGCAACAGCUGCAACAGCUGCAGCAGCACCAGCUGCAGCACCGACUGCAGCAGCCGCUGCAGCAACCGCUGCAGCAGCCUCUGAAGCAGCCUGUGAAGCAGCAGUUGCAGCAGCAACAGCAGCAGCAGCAGCAGCAGCAGCUGCUGCAGCAGUGA
Messenger RNA from Eimeria acervulina, 2379 nucleotides. RefSeq lists its product as hypothetical. Gene Ontology annotation, cellular component: cytoplasm. NCBI's taxonomy places the organism in Eukaryota, Apicomplexa, Conoidasida, Eucoccidiorida, Eimeriidae. The record is from RefSeq and is a predicted model, not a curated record. The coding region runs from base 1 to 2379 and encodes 792 amino acids. The transcript has 4 exons.